Molecule: messenger RNA, 945 nt
Organism: Sorex araneus (European shrew)
Lineage: Eukaryota; Metazoa; Chordata; Mammalia; Eulipotyphla; Soricidae
Product: olfactory receptor 1009
Exons: 1
Coding region: 1-945 (314 amino acids)
Biological process (GO): sensory perception of smell; G protein-coupled receptor signaling pathway
Cellular component (GO): membrane
Molecular function (GO): olfactory receptor activity; odorant binding; G protein-coupled receptor activity
Source: RefSeq, a predicted model, not a curated record
AUGGCUGAUGAAAACUACACAAGGAUCACAGAGUUCAUUUUUGUGGGCUUAAAGUACCACCCUCGGUUGCAAGUCUUCCUUUUCCUGCUCUUCCUCUUUUUCUACCUAUUUACCAUGACAGGAAACACGGGCAUGAUUAUCCUCAUUCGCCUGGACCCCCGCCUUCACACGCCCAUGUACUUUUUCCUCAGCCACCUGUCCUUUGUGGACAUCUGCUUCUCCUCAGUGGUGGGGCCCAAGAUGCUCGCUGACUUCUUCUCUGAGAGGAAGGCCAUCUCUUUCGUGGGCUGUAUCCUGCAGCAGUGGUUCUUUGGUUUCUUUGUGGCCAUUGAGUGUCUCCUGCUGGCCUCCAUGGCCUACGACCGCUACGUGGCCAUCUGCAACCCCUUACUCUAUUCAGUGGCCAUGUCCCCCAGACUCUGUCUCCAGCUGGUGGCUGGACCCUACACUGUGGGUUUCCUCAACACCAUGACUCAUACGACGGCGGCCUUCCGACUUCCUUUCUGUCGCUCCAAUGUCAUCAAUCAUUUCUUCUGUGACAUGUCCCCCAUCCUCUCCCUCGUCUGCGCAGAUACUCACAUCAAUAAAUUGCUGGUGUUCAUCGUGGCUGGGGCUGUCCUCAUUGUCAGCAGCCUGACCAUCAUCAUCUCUUAUUUCCACAUCCUCAUCGCCAUCCUCAGGAUUCGCUCCGCCGAGGGGAGGCGCAAAGCGUUUUCCACCUGUUCGUCUCACCUGACGGCUGUUUCUAUCCUCUAUGGGACCCUCUUCUUCAUCUACGUGCGGCCCGGAGCGAUCUUCUCUCUGGACCUCAACAAAGUGGUGUCCGUGUUCUACACGGCGGUCAUUCCCAUGCUGAACCCUCUCAUCUACAGCUUAAGGAAUAAGGAGGUGAAAGCGGCCGUGCUCAGAGUGAUCGCCAGGGUGAAGUUGGGCAGUAGGAGUUAG